Artibeus jamaicensis (Jamaican fruit-eating bat) is the source of this 3898-nucleotide messenger RNA. RefSeq names its product ZFP91 zinc finger protein, atypical E3 ubiquitin ligase (gene ZFP91). NCBI's taxonomy places the organism in Eukaryota, Metazoa, Chordata, Mammalia, Chiroptera, Phyllostomidae. Bases 126 to 1838 code for a protein of 570 amino acids. Gene Ontology annotation, cellular component: nucleus. Gene Ontology annotation, biological process: regulation of transcription by RNA polymerase II. The transcript is spliced from 11 exons. The record is from RefSeq and is a predicted model, not a curated record.
UGGAGCGCCGAUUGAGAGUGUGCAGGACGCUCCGGGAGGAGGGGGGCGGGGGGAGCAGCGCCGCGGCCGCCGCCGCCUCCGCCUCCUCCGCCUGGGACGAAGGGGUGGGGGACGGACGAGCCCCGAUGCCGGGGGAGACAGAAGAGCCGAGACCCCCGGAACAGCAGGACCAGGACGGGGUAGAGGCGGCGGCGGCCAAGGCGGCUCCAGAGGAGCUCCAACAACAGCCCCCUGAGGGGGCGGCGGCGACGCCGCCUGCGGGGGCCACUAGCAGCCGCGUGCUGAGGGGAGGACGGGACCGGGGCCGGGCCGCUGCGGCCGCCGCUGCCGCGGUGUCCCGUCGGAGGAAGGCCGAGUAUCCCCGCCGGCGGAGGAGCAGUCCCAGCGCCAGGCCUCCGGAUGCCACAGGGCUGCAGUCCCAGGCCGUGAAGCCCCCAUCUCCAGCUCAGGGCAAGAAGAGUCCGCGACUCCUAUGUGUAGAAAAAUUAACAGACAAAGAUCCCAAGGAAGAGAAAGAGGAAGAAGACGAUUCUGUCCUCCCUCAGGAAGUUUCCGUCACUACAACUAGGCCUAGCCGGGGCUGGCGCAGUAGCAGCAGGACGUCUGUCUCACGGCAUCGAGACACAGAGAACACCCGGAGCUCUCGGUCCAAGACUGGUUCGUUGCAGCUCAUCUGCAAGUCAGAACCAAAUACAGAUCAGCUUGAUUAUGAAGUUGUAGAAGAGCAUCAAUCUGCCGGUGGCAUUAGUAGUGAUGAGGAGGAGGAGGAAGAGAUGUUAAUCAGUGAAGAGGAAAUACCAUUUAAAGAUGACCCAAGAGAUGAGACCUACAAACCCCACUUAGAAAGGGAAACCCCAAAGCCACGGAGAAAAUCCGGGAAGGUGAAAGAAGAGAAAGAGAAGAAAGAGAUUAAAGUGGAAGUAGAGGUAGAGGUGAAAGAAGAAGAAAAUGAAAUUAGGGAAGAUGAAGAACCUCCCAGGAAGAGAGGAAGAAGACGAAAAGAUGACAAAAGUCCACGAUUACCCAAAAGGAGGAAAAAGCCUCCAAUCCAGUAUGUGCGUUGUGAGAUGGAAGGAUGUGGGACCGUUCUUGCUCACCCUCGCUAUUUGCAGCACCACAUUAAAUAUCAGCAUUUGCUGAAGAAGAAAUACGUAUGUCCUCAUCCCUCUUGCGGGCGACUCUUCAGGCUCCAAAAGCAACUUCUGCGACAUGCCAAACAUCAUACCGAUCAAAGGGAUUAUAUUUGUGAAUACUGUGCUCGCGCCUUCAAGAGUUCUCACAAUCUGGCAGUGCACCGGAUGAUUCAUACAGGCGAGAAGCCGUUACAAUGCGAGAUCUGUGGAUUCACUUGUCGGCAAAAAGCAUCCCUUAAUUGGCACAUGAAGAAGCAUGAUGCAGACUCCUUCUACCAGUUCUCUUGCAAUAUCUGUGGCAAAAAAUUUGAAAAGAAGGACAGCGUAGUGGCACACAAAGCAAAAAGUCACCCUGAGGUGCUGAUUGCUGAAGCUCUGGCUGCCAACGCAGGCGCCCUCAUCACCAGCACAGAUAUCCUGGGCACUAACCCAGAGUCCCUGACACAACCUGCAGAUGGUCAGGGUCUUCCUCUUCUUCCUGAGCCUUUGGGAAACUCCACCUCUGGAGAGUGCCUCCUGCUAGAGGCUGAAGGGAUGUCAAAGUCAUACUGUAGUGGGACAGAACGGGUGAGCCUGAUGGCUGAUGGGAAGAUCUUUGUGGGAAGCAGCAGCAGUGGGGGCACUGAAGGGCUGGUCAUGAACUCAGAUAUACUCGGUGCUACCACAGAGGUUCUGAUUGAAGAUUCAGACUCUACCGGACCUUAGUAGAAGGGAAGACUUUAGGCACUGGGACAGCUCAGACUUUGUACUUAAAAGAUAAAAAGGACAAAAAAAAUUUAAAGCAUUUAAGAUCUAGUGAAAUAACUGAAGGGCCUGCUCUUUCCAAUGUGGAUCACAGCACACACACACACACAUACACAAACACCUACAGACACACCCACACCCUCCUUCCCUUCUCCCUCUCCUGACCCCUUUAUAAAAUUGAUGUUGCCUUUAUCAGAAAAGUAGACAAAAAAAUAAGCUCUUAAAGUGAGGGUGAUCCUCAUGCUCAGUUCCAGCCAGGCAGACUUCGUGCUCAUUAGCAGAUCCCCUUUUCCAACCUAUAAUUCUUAUAUGCUUUGGAUCAGCUUUUAACUGAGUAGUAUAUACUGUCCUAUAAAUCCCUUCUCCUUUACUGCUGCCCUAUGGUCUGGCUUCUACCCACUGCAGCACACUUAUCCUCAAAGUAUCAUCUAAUUCUAAUCUCUGGAGGCUGGCAGCUUGACUUGGCACUUUAGAGCCCCUUAGCAGGGUGAGCUGUUAAAACAGCACACAUCUCUGACCCCCUUUUCCUCUGUUCCUCACUGGGUUUUUGAAAGGAAGGAUACAUGGGGACCACUUUGACCCCAGCACCUCAGUCCUCCUCCCAACACCUCCAUAUGGUUCUCAGUGGUGCUCACUUGUUUGGAAGCAGGCUCCCAGCAGGGAGGGGACUGCCCUCUACAUGGUCUCUGACCAUAGGACAGGGAGGGCUGUGUAUCAGUAAGACAAAAAAGUCCCAGUCUAAUGGCAGAAAUUUGCACUUUGAACAUGUGUGUUUUUGUGUUGUGGAACCUGAGAUUCCUUAUUUAUUAACGGAAAGUCUGAUUUUUUGUCUUUGUUGCUAUAUUUUGUGGGGCUGGGAGAGAUUAGAUUAUUCUGACGUGGGGUCCUUUUCCGUAAGAGGUACUUUUGAAGGUAAGAUAGAUAUAGGGUUGAAGAAGCACAGCCAGCCUCUAAAAUCAUAGCUCUCCAGUGGCCUUUAAGCUGGUCCUCAGCACUAAUAAAAUCACUACAGUAGCUUAGUGCUUUUUUGGAAGGCUUUUUAGGGAAGAAUGUUAGAUUUAUGGUGUAAUUAGUGCUCUGUGAAUUUUUAAAGCAUUGAAAUUUAGGAAUUUUGAGGGGAUGAAGAAGGUGGUUCAGGGUCUGAAUUACAGAUAAAAGAUUUUCUCUUGCAAAUUUUUUUUUAAAUUUUUAUUUUGUUCCCAUCAUUUCUUUACAUACACCUCCCUUUUGGCCCAACUCUGGCCCCUUGCUUUAUUUUUGUUUUUGCUUUGCUUUGCUUAUCAUUGGUUCAUUCCAGCUCCCGAUUAGUGAAGGACACUGCCAUUAGUGAAGGAAUAGUCUAGGAGUUGUACAGUUUUAAUUAAAAGAAAACUGCUCUGUCAUGUUUCCCUUUCAGUAACACCUGGGAAGAGGAAAGCCUUCAAUAUUCAAUAGACAAAAUUAAUAAUAUAAUAAUAGCUUUGUCUUCCCCCUGAAAUCUUGGGAUUUUAUUACCACUUCCCUUGAGAUAGGGAUAUUCAUGGGUUGGAUUGCUUAUUACUGUCCAUAAAAGAGACUGGUAUAAGUUCAUAACUCCCAGAAGAUGAAAAGCCUAUUUUGGCUCAUUUUUAGGGAGUUCCUGCCCUGUGUACCUCAGAAGCUGGAAUUUGUGGCUUGCCCUAUGCAUUGUUAGAAAUGUACGAUGGCUGUUGGAAAGAAGGAUGUUCUGCUGAGAACAAAAUAAGGAACAGCUUGUUUUUCACAAACACUAAAACUACAAAGCGUGUUAAUUUUCUCUGAUUUUUUUCCCCGGAGAAGAGGGGUAACAAAAUGUCAUCUGUGAAAGAGGCUUACUUUACACCCACUAGUGUCAGUGGUUGGGAUGCCAGGAGUAGGGAGUGCAACACCCACAGUGAACAGUGUCAAAUGUCCUAUUGUUUCUUUUCAGAGUGUUGCAGAUUUGCCAUCCCUCCAGUGUGGGGGUAGAAAAUGGAAUAAAGAUAGAAGGGAUGUAGAAUAUGCUUUCCUGCCCACAGUAAGGA